Rhopalosiphum maidis (corn leaf aphid) is the source of this 943-nucleotide messenger RNA. RefSeq lists its product as uncharacterized. The coding region runs from base 113 to 730 and encodes 205 amino acids. The transcript is spliced from 3 exons. NCBI's taxonomy places the organism in Eukaryota, Metazoa, Arthropoda, Insecta, Hemiptera, Aphididae. The record is from RefSeq and is a predicted model, not a curated record.
AACUUUUUCUUCUUCGGAGUUCUGGGUACACGUCACAUACACCAUAGUCCUUAGUAAAUCGAUUUCUACGUAUCCGAUCACACGCGGUUGUCGACACCAUUCACUCGACAGCAUGAUUACAGCCCGCCUAAUUGUUUUUUGCUCGGCCCUCGUAAUUAUUGUCCCAGGCCACGUGUUCGCUGAUAAAGUGAACAAUAUUUUGUCUACAAAUUUUUCACCGGAAUCAAGAGAGAUUUCGUAUCCGUGCAAAUGUCAAGAAAGCAAAUGCAGCUGUUGUAGCGGAAACAUACUUCAAAACUUUAACCUUAACAUACGGCAACGGUUGUGCACUAACAUAACAUACAACGCAGAUGACUUCGAAUUCAACGUGCGUAUAUUAUUCAAUGACUACACGGUGUACAAUAGAGAUGUAUCGGGUAGAAAUCCGCGCCCCAUAUGCGUGCCGAUCUUCCCACCCGCCUGGACCCGGAGCCGAGUGUGCUUGAAGUUCAGCAACGUGUACUUCGUGGGCCGUAACGUUCACGUGUGUUUAAGCAUGGAAGCGCAAACCGAAAAAAAACCCGUGUUUGACGUAGACUUCAACUGCGUCCGGAUGGGCACCCAGGGCGUGGCGUUGCUGAAACCAGAGGAUGGCGGUGGCCUAGUGCCACCAAUGCCUCAAGAUCCAGCUGAAGGAACAACGACGGUGGUCGCUGUAGCGGCAGACCCGAAUAGUCAUAAAAAAAAAUAAAACUAAACCGCCCUAUGCAUAAAUUUUGCAAAAACUCGAUCUAGAUAUGCGAAUGCAAUAAUAAACAGUGAUUCACCAAUCACGCUACCCCUUAUAUUAUCAAUUAAUAAUUAAAUAACUCUAAUUUUAAUUUUUGUAAUGUUUAAACUUUAAAGUUUAAAUAUACUCGAAGACCAUUUAUUCAAAUUCUUGAGAUAUUUUUUAUACUACUUG